Messenger RNA from Limulus polyphemus (Atlantic horseshoe crab), 1599 nucleotides. Its product is annotated as peroxidasin homolog. Gene Ontology annotation, molecular function: peroxidase activity; heme binding. Bases 1 to 675 code for a protein of 224 amino acids. The record is from RefSeq and is a predicted model, not a curated record. Gene Ontology annotation, biological process: response to oxidative stress. Lineage: Eukaryota; Metazoa; Arthropoda; Merostomata; Xiphosura; Limulidae. The transcript is spliced from 6 exons.
AUGCUCGUGCCUGAAGGCAUGAAGGGAAGGGGAGAUCGAAGGGUACCACCUAGUGGAGGGCGCAUGUGUUAUAACCAUGUUAAUGACAUCGAUCUUUUCUCUGGAGGUUUAACAGAAACUCCCCUUCAUGGUGGGCUGGUGGGACCAACAUUUGGUUGUAUUUUUGGCCUUCAGUUUCAAUUGCUUAAGAAAUGUGAUCGUUUCUGGUAUGAAAGCAACAACCCUUUGGUUCGAUUUACAGAAGCACAAUUGACUCAAAUACGAAAGGUUACCCUUGCUAAGGUCAUUUGUGACAACACUGACACAGUUGAUACUAUUCAGCGGUCAGCUUUUGAUUUGCCUGAUCCAUUCUUAAAUCCACGAAUGAAAUGUUCAAGUCUUCCUUCUAUGGACCUUGAUCAAUGGAAAGAACGAGUUUCUUGUACUGUAGAUCAUGUGACCAUCGAUGUAGGAACUGCUGAGAGAAUUUCUCCAUGUGUAAUGUGUACUUGCACUAAAGAAGGGCCACUCUGUCAAUCACUAAGGAUAAACAAUUGUUUUCACCUUGCCUCCACAUUUUCCAAAGAAUCUAUUCUAGAAGACCAUGUGUGUAAAGUUCAGUGUGCUUACGCUUUCCGCACCUUUCCCCAAGUGGACGUUCCCAACAACAACAUCCUUGGGUUCAGCAAUAACUAAAUCUAACCAAGAGUUCUGCUCAUACUGCUUGGACUGUAGCCUCUGAAUUUUACUCUUGAUGUAUAUAGAUCACUUUAUCAAAUGCAUUUGAUGUAACUGGACAAAGACUUAGUUUCUGGGGUUUCUGUCUGUUUAUUAUAAAAUGUACCCCUUACUUGUGUUCUUUCACCUGUUACAUUGCAGUGUAUCAAGUGUUCCCAAAUCUCCAGUUCCCAGGGUUUCUUUGUAGUACAGGUAACUGAAAGGUACAUCAGAGCAGGUGCUUCAUAAACAGUGCUGUUUCAGUUAGAAUUUUUUAACAUGUUUUAGUCUUCGGAAAAUAUUACUAUGUUAACAAAAUACUUUAACAGUUGCAAAACAUUUUAUUUAUGUCUUUUUUUUAUCUAGAUUUCAUAAUAUUCCCUGCUAAUCUGAUACUUCAUAUAUUUCCUGUUUCCUUAAUGUUUGUAAGAUAUGUUUUUAAUUGGUUUAAAUUUCUCCAAAUCAUCUGUAUAAAUAUUUACUAAAGCUUUUAUUUUUCUAAAAGAAGUUAAUGUUUUUCUAGCUUUUCGCAAAUAUUCCCAAAGCAAACUAUUUAGAGAGUUAUGUUUCCUGUGUAAUGUAAAAUUGCAUUUUUCAAAUUAAUAAACUGAAGCCCUAAUUAAUCUAAUAGAAUUGGUUUAUUGAUGAUUUUAGGAAGAUGUAAACAGGUAAAUCAGAAUAAAAAAGUAAUGAAGAAAAAAUUAUGGUAAAUAUUGAUAACUUGGAGAGAGUAGAAAACAAAUAUAGUAUAGAACAUAGGAGGACGUAGAACAGAAAAUAAGAUUUAAGUUUUGUAGAGAGUAUGGGAAUAUGUAAAAUAGAAAUUAAAGUUUAAUAGGGAGCAUGGGAAUAUGUAGAAUAAAACUUCAUUAAGUAAAAAUCUUGCUGAUUUAAUUUCGUGAG